AUGCCUCAAUCAACAGUGAAGCUGGCAUCAGGCCACUCCAUGCCUUUGGUCGGGUUUGGGCUCUGGAAAGUUCCAGCAGAAAGCGCAGCAGACACCGUCUAUAACGCCAUCAAAGUCGGCUAUCGUCUGUUUGAUGGCGCCCACGACUAUGCGAACGAGAAGGAGGCCGGUCAAGGCAUCAAUCGUGCGAUCGAUGAAGGCCUCGUCAAGCGAGAAGACAUCUUUGUGACCACCAAACUGUGGAACAACUUCCAUCGCAAGGAGCAUGCUCUCCAGAUGGCAAAGGCACAGAACGAUGCCUGGGGCCUGGGUUACAUCGAUCUCUAUCUCAUCCACUUUCCGGUCGCUCUGAAAUAUGUCGAUCCAAAGGAUAUCAGAUAUCCUGGCUGGUGGUUGGACAAGGACCACAAAGAGAUUGAACUCGACAAAGUUCCCACCCAGGAGAGUUGGCAGGCUCUCGAAGAAGUCGUUGAUGCCGGCAUCGCCAAGUCCAUUGGUAUCUCGAAUGCCCAAGCACAACUCCUCUACGACAUCUCGACAUACGCUCGCCACCCAAUCUCAUCCCUUCAGAUCGAGCAUCACCCAUAUCUUGUCCAACCCGAACUCAUCGAGCUGGCCAAAGAUCUCAGCAUCAUCGUCACAGCAUACUCCUCGUUUGGACCCCAGUCAUUCCUGGAGCUGCCACCAGCAUUCCGCGAACGUGCGAAAGACACCCCUCUUCUCUGGGACGUUGAACCCGUGAAGAAAGCUACUGAGCGGACAGGCAAGACACCUGCGCAGGUAUUGCUACGGUGGGCGACGCAGAGAGAUAUCGCCGUCAUUCCAAAGUCGAACAAUGUCAAUCGGUUGCAGCAGAACCUCGAAGUUUCGGACUUCGAUCUGACGAAGGAGGAGAUCGAGGCGAUUGCGAAGUUGGAUAAGGGUUUGCGGUUCAAUGAUCCGGGGUUUUAUCUGCAUAAACCGUUGAGGAUCUUUGCGUAG
Messenger RNA from Zasmidium cellare ATCC 36951, 981 nucleotides. RefSeq lists its product as uncharacterized. Bases 1 to 981 code for a protein of 326 amino acids. NCBI's taxonomy places the organism in Eukaryota, Fungi, Ascomycota, Dothideomycetes, Mycosphaerellales, Mycosphaerellaceae. Gene Ontology annotation, cellular component: cytosol. Gene Ontology annotation, molecular function: aldose reductase (NADPH) activity. The record is from RefSeq and is a predicted model, not a curated record. The transcript is spliced from 4 exons.